Messenger RNA from Pseudomassariella vexata, 996 nucleotides. RefSeq names its product ankyrin repeat-containing protein. Bases 274 to 942 code for a protein of 222 amino acids. Lineage: Eukaryota; Fungi; Ascomycota; Sordariomycetes; Amphisphaeriales; Pseudomassariaceae. The record is from RefSeq and is a predicted model, not a curated record. The transcript has a single exon. Gene Ontology annotation, molecular function: protein binding.
AGUUAGGGCAUAGACAGAGGCAGUCUGAGAUGGUAGUUGUUGAGGUGUUGAUGCAUAUUACUAUAUACCAUCUACCUGAUAUUGUGCUUGAGUGCCUAUCGAUAAAGCCCUGGAGUUCUGAAAGUUGGCGGGGUGGACGGAAAACAUUGUUAAGACCGAUAUAACAAAUCUGCAGCAUCUUUGAAGCUUGAUAAUUUUGCUAUUACCGAUUAUCUGUACAAAUCAUCUACGAUCUCUCAAAUCUACCUGGAAAUUUUGGCUCAAAUCGGAACAAUGGCGGCAAAUGCCAAUCCUUUUCUGCUUGCCGCAGACAACAGCCCCGCGCUGUUGCCUCUUCUUCGCGACAAUCCGUCCCUAGCAUCAGGACAGGACGAACAUGGCUAUUCCCUUGUCCACGCCGCCGCCAGCUACAACCACCUUGAUCUCCUGCGAGCAUUGAUUAGAGAAUUCCACGUCGAUGUCAAUCUGCGCGAUGAAGACAACGAGACGGCGCUUUUCGUGGUGGAAACUGUUGAUGCUGCCAAGGUCCUAGUAGAGGAAUUGCGAAUUGACAUAUCGGCGAAAAACACCGAAAACGUUACGGCACGACAAAAGAUCACAGAGGAGGACGAGUUUCCCCAAGUUGCCGAGUAUCUGACGAUAGUCGAAGCUAUUCGAGCGAAUGAACUGCGAAAUGGGGAGGUUAUCAACGGGACAGUCAACGAAGAAAGCACACCGCUGCCGCCUGCUCCUCAUGGCAUGACCGUUACCAUGGGCACUAUGGCACCUGGUGAAGCGGACGGCGCCGAGGUCGACCCAGAAUUCCGGCAGCGCAUCGAGCAACUAGCCCAACGGGACGACUUUCAUACUGAGGCCGGCCAAGCCGAGUUGCGAGCACUAGUCCAAGAUGCGAUAGGAGAUGCCAACCUUGCGGACCGUAAUGUUCGCCCACGGCAGGACUAGUGCAUUUGUGCUGGUUAUUUCGCAACCAUUAUUCGUGGCCGUGGAUAUCCCAGA